UCCAUCUUCACCUCCAUCCACACCUUCCCCCCACGUUGUCUUCUGUUCACACGUGACAUCACUUCCUGUGCAGAGCUUCCAGAGGUGUUCCUCCUCCAGAAGACGCCAUCCUCUCCAGUCACCUGCAUGGCGACAGGUUUCUACCCCGACUUAGCCGACCUGUUUUGGAGGAAAGACGGCGAGCAGAUCUUCGAGGACGUGGAGCACGGAGAGCUGCUCCCCAACCACGACGGAACCUUCCAGAUGUCGGUGGAGCUGAAAGUGGAGGUGACGGCCGAGGUGGAGGGCAAGUACGAAUGUGUGUUCCAGCUGUCUGGCGUCAAGGAGGACCUGGUCACCAAGCUGGAGAGAAGAAGCAUCCUGAGCAACGCAAGCCAUGAAAGUGAGAAAGACACAUUUAGUUGGAGAUGUUUCCCAUCACAAGUCCACCUGUCACCAUUAUUGAUCCAUGUCACCAUGACAACGCUUGACGUCUGCAUGCAAAGUAGUCAUGAAGGUUUCCUCUUCAUGCUUUGUCACUCCACUUGUGCUUUCUUGCUCUCCACAGACAACUGGAGCGUCGCCCUCGCUGCCACGGCGGCGGUCGUCGCUGUGGCGGCCGUCCUGGCGGCCAUCAUCAUCGCCAUGGUCAGGCGUCACAGAAACAAUGGGAUGGACCUGUAA
This is a messenger RNA of Nerophis lumbriciformis (worm pipefish), 663 nucleotides long. The record is from RefSeq and is a predicted model, not a curated record. Lineage: Eukaryota; Metazoa; Chordata; Actinopteri; Syngnathiformes; Syngnathidae.